AUCUGAUUCUACGUUACUGAUCGAUUGAGUUAAGCCGCUCCUUCCACAAUGUCACACUAUACCACCUCCCUCACCAACCACACCACUGAGAACUAUCUCAAGCACGCCGAGUUCGUCUUCUCGGACCAGCAUGCAUCCCCGAUCCUUAGUAUGCUGAACCCUCAGCCUGGUCAAGCGAUUGUCGAUCUCGGUGCUGGCACAGGGCACCUUACUGUCAAGAUCAAGCAGGCUGUAGGCGACUCCGGAACCGUCGUAGGCAUCGACUCCAGCGAAGACAUGCUCAAACAUGCAAACAUCAGCGCGGUUCAGCUGGGCAUCCGAUACUUCAAGGGAGACAUCCAGGAUUACACCACUCUCGACCCCUGCCUCGAGGGCAAGUUCGACCUCGCCUUCUCUUCGGCGACGUUCCACUGGUGCAAGGCCUACCCUGGGGGCGUGGUGGAGACAAUCAAGUGGCUUCUUAAACCGGGCGGACGAGCCGUAUUUGAGUUUGGUGGAUUUGGGAACACGGUUGGGGUUCGAGCUGCCCUUCACGAGGUUGUCAAUCGCCACGGCGGUGAUGCCACCAAAGUUGACCCGUGGUAUUUCCCAACUGCUCAGCAAUACUCUAAGCUUUUGAUCAAGCAUGGUAUGCAGCCGCAGCAGGUGCACCUCGUCCCUCGCCCAACGCCUUUGUCUACGGAUAUGGUUGGUUGGCUAAAGACCUUUGCGCGCAAUACCUUUAUGGCGGAGUUUGAUCAGAAGGAGGCCGACGAGAUGAUGAAGGAGGUGAGCGAGAUGACUCGACCCGACGCGUUUUGGUGUGAUUCGGCUCCCGGCACGGGGAUGGUUGCGGCCUCAACUUGCGGGCAGGGCUGUGCGAGUGGAUGGGAGAUAAUGUACGUCCGCCUGCGGGGAAUAGCCCACAAGGCGUCUUAAGUUGCGGACCCCCCGGACCUCUCUAUGUAUGACCGAGUCUCUCGCUCUCAUCCGUGGAGUUUGCCAUUUUAAGGCAUAGCUUCCAUGCGUCUGCGUGUCUAACAAGGUUGGCAUUCGAGCUGCGUUGAGCCAGACAACCUUCCUUCUACUACAGCUCCACACCGCACACCUGGCUCAUUGUGCGGCCUGCUGCAACGUCAAUUAUAAUGCCACUUUCUUCUCUUACUCUUCACGCUGCGACCAUACCUGAGGCCCUCCUCCCCUUCCGCAUCCCAAUCGAGGUCGUCGACGCCCGCAGGCAGGCGAACAAGCCAAUCUCUCCUUCGCUCUCCCGUGCUAUUGUAGUGAUCGUGUCCCGAGUAGGUAAGCAUGAACG
Cutaneotrichosporon oleaginosum is the source of this 1294-nucleotide messenger RNA. RefSeq lists its product as uncharacterized. The record is from RefSeq and is a predicted model, not a curated record. NCBI's taxonomy places the organism in Eukaryota, Fungi, Basidiomycota, Tremellomycetes, Trichosporonales, Trichosporonaceae.